AUGGUGGACGUGCCAGAAGACGACACCGAUCUUCGUGCACCAAGCAAGGUGACAACGUUGGAGAAGUUGGCGGAAGAGGCCGUACCAGUGUGUCACAGUCGCAUGGGGUCAAGGUGGAGUGGUCUACAUGCAUGUAGGUCCAGGCGAAUAACUCGCCUGGCGCCGUGUCUGAAACGUCAGGUGCUGUUGCUGUGUACAACGCUGGUGGCCGGGUUGUCCGCCACGGCUCCAUCGGUAUACCAAGCAGUCGAGGUCCAGCAACUCGGCCCAAGUACCUUCAGUUUAGACGACGACGUUCUCGACAUCAUCAACACCCUCUUGCCGGAUAUCUCCAAACUAUUGCGAGACUUUAAGGCAAGAGCUUCCGACACCGCGCUCCACCAAGCAAAACGCUUCAAGGAUCUUAUAGAAUUGUUUAUCCCUCUGAUCAGGAGGAUGAUCGAGUUCGAAGCAGAAGACGAAGGCCGAGCGGUCAGAGAGGAAGAUCUUGAAAUGCUAAAAAACGCAGAACUUGCCUUGUCAUAUCUGAAUUUAUUGGCAGAGUCUGAAUUCAACUUUGAGGAUCCUCCAGAUAUGGAUAUCGGAGAACACACUGACCUCCUGCUGCCAGACUAUACACGAGAACCUGCAAAUAUCCAAGACAUUACUAUUCCAGAGGUUAAAAUACCGGGGGUGACGAUUCCUGAUGUAGUUAUCCCAGAAACUAACCUUCCAGGACUGAAAAUGUCAGAAAAACGCAUUACCAUCCCAGAUAUAGAAGAAACAACAAUUCCAAGACGCAGAAUUCCUUUCGGAGCAAGGAAUACUAGGCCUGGAGCAAGGAAUACUAGGCCUGGAGCAAGGAAUACCAGGCCUGGAGCAAGGAAUACCAGGCCUGGAGCAAGGAAUACCAGGCCUGGUAGAAAAGUGAACACUUCCGCGAGUAAAGACACAAGUAUACCUGCAUCCGACACCAAAUCUUUAGAAGACAUGCACACGGCAGCCACAAGCACCACGGCGGACCAAUCACCAACAUUUAUCAGGUCUACUAGAACGACACUUCCAGGAUUCUCGGUCAGUCGCCGAACUCCAGCCUCCAGAAAAUUGAGACAUCACAGUCCAGACUUAUUAUGAGGAGCCCAAAGAUUCAUUUUAGCUCAAGAUGUAUUUCAUUGUGUAUUUUAUGGAAUUAAUUUUAAAGUCAAAAUAUAUGAAGAAAUUUAACUUAAAAAAACACUACCACUAGCAACUAGUGGUAGUGUCUACAGUAAUUUAAUACAAGUAAAUCCUUCCAUAAACACACAAAAUAUUCCUCCAGUUCUUUAACAAGUAUAUGUUGCUUCAGGGAACCUACGACUGAACUUUUAUUUUAAAGACGUCUCCCAGGAAAGGCAAGGUGGCCUGGCGAGCGUGCAAGGGGUGAACAGUGUGUGAUUAAGCAGCUCACACUUUGGUCUGGAAACGCCACCACAGCUCGCGUGAUACAGGCAGCCUAUCUACUUACAACAAGCCGGUGGACACAUUGUUAUACUUUAACAAACUAGCAUAUAAUUUUAUCUUCUCAUUCACGAGAGAUACAGUUUGAUACAGACUGAUACAGGGUCUGGUGUGUCCGUCAAAGGCAGAGAGACUCGCACCUCUGUUUCACUCCCUAGAUGUCAAAGUACCUCACUGUAAUAUGCUGCCUCAGUACUUUUUUACCAAUCCUUUAGUGUGUUGGUUAUUAUUGACUAAACCAUAACACUUGUAUUAACAUCUUUACUCCUCUACCUCCGCUUCCUGUCAUUCAAAUUCCCAAAGCUGAUAUGACAGUUUUUUUGUAUCACUUCAUAAAAAGCCACUACAUUUAAACCCCUUUGAUCCUCAACCAUCACCUCUUUUACUAGUCUUUCACCCAAUUUCGCCGAUAUUCCUCGAUCACGCUGUUCAUGAAAUAAGCUAUUCUAAGGCUAAAACCAAAAGACUAAAUAGUUAACUCUCUUAACAUUGUAUUCGAGAAUACUAGAAUACACACAACCCUUUUGUAAUUUAUUUUAACAAAACACUCCAGAGGGCAACUUUCGCUGCUCCUGGCCGGGGGCCCCCCGCUUCCUCCCCUCUCUUCGCCGGGGCCAACCGCGUCCUCCCCUCCCUUGGCCGGGCCCCCCCCCCCUGGCCGCUGGCAACAGUGGUACUAGAAAACGUUUUGUCAUAUACAAGAAAAAGAACGAAAAAGUUUGCAAGGAAAUAACACGAAUGUAUUGGUGUAAUGCCAAGCCGUUUGACCCGGAAUUGUUCCAAAGAAUAUCAUAGUACGUACAGCGACUAUGGAAGGAAUGUACAAAUAUGCACUGUUGCGAAGAUAGUACAGUAGAAAAUGUGAACUUGUUAGUUGUGUAUAGCAACCGCGAAAGGGCACGUCGAGGCUGACCUGGUUAGUGAGAUAGUGGCCUGAAGAUAGUGAGGUGAUGGUAGUUAGUGAGGAUGGUGAUGAAGGUGGUGGGUUACAGUGAUGAAGGUGGUAGGAUACAGUGAUGAAGAUGGUGGUUACAGUGAUGAAGGUGGUGGUUACAGUGAUGAAGGUGGUGGUUAUAGUGAUGAAAAUGAUUACAUUGAUGAAGAUGGGGGUUACAGUGAUGAAGGUGGUGGUUAUAGUGAUGAAAAUGAUUACAUUGAUGAAGAUGGUGGUUACAGUGAUGAAAAUAGUGUGUAAUAAAGAUCCUUCGUCACCCGAGCAACGCCGGGUA
Molecule: messenger RNA, 2705 nt
Organism: Procambarus clarkii (red swamp crayfish)
Lineage: Eukaryota; Metazoa; Arthropoda; Malacostraca; Decapoda; Cambaridae
Source: RefSeq, a predicted model, not a curated record